This is a messenger RNA of Lemur catta (Ring-tailed lemur), 947 nucleotides long. RefSeq names its product thioredoxin-like protein 1. The transcript has a single exon. Lineage: Eukaryota; Metazoa; Chordata; Mammalia; Primates; Lemuridae. Bases 41 to 820 code for a protein of 259 amino acids. The record is from RefSeq and is a predicted model, not a curated record.
CAGCGGCGCGGGCUCGAGACUCACCGUGGUCAAGUUCACCAUGAGAGGGUGCGGACCAUGUUUGAGGAUUGCCCCAGCAUUCAGUUCUAUGAGUAAUAAAUAUCCACAGGCUGUUUUCUUGGAAGUAGAUGUACAUCAGUGUCAGGGAACAGCUGCCACCAAUAAUAUAUCUGCAACACCUACGUUUUUGUUUUUCCGAAACAAAGUAAGAAUUGAUCAAUAUCAAGGAGCAGAUGCUGUGGGAUUAGAAGAAAAAAUCAAGCAGCACUUAGAAAAUGACCCUGGAAGCAAUGAGGACACAGACAUUCCAAAAGGCUAUAUGGAUUUAAUGCCUUUUAUUAACAAAGCUGGUUGUGAAUGUCUUAAUGAAAGUGAUGAGCAUGGAUUUGACAACUGUUUACGAAAAGACCUGAGCUUCUUGGAAUCUGACUGUGAUGAACAGCUACUUAUUACUGUGGCAUUUAAUCAACCUGUUAAGCUUUAUUCCAUGAAGUUUCAAGGGCCAGAUAAUGGUCAAGGUCCUAAAUAUGUAAAAAUUUUUAUCAACCUACCCCGAUCUAUGGAUUUUGAAGAGGCAGAAAGAAGUGAACCAACUCAAGCUCUGGAACUGACAGAGGAUGAUAUUAAAGAAGAUGGCAUUGUUCCGCUUCGUUAUGUUAAGUUUCAGAAUGUUAACAGUGUAACUAUAUUUGUUCAGUCCAAUCAAGGUGAAGAAGAAACAACAAGAAUUUCAUAUUUUACUUUUAUUGGUACUCCAGUCCAGGCAACAAAUAUGAAUGACUUCAAACGAGUAGUUGGCAAAAAAGGAGAAAGCCACUAAGGUACAAAAGACACUGGAAGACCAUAUUGCAAUCAGAUCUACAGCUCCUGGAUAAUUGCUUGAUUCUCGCCAGAGACUGUCAAUGUUUCAUUCAUUGCCAUUACCAAUAAAUCAUUGCUUUUGUUCA